UGGGCGGGGUCGGGGUUCAGCCUCACUUGGCCGCCGCCUCCGGGCUUGGGGGUGAGCCCCGCCCGGAGGCGGUCGCGCUAACCGCGGAGGGAGCCGGCGAGAGGCGCGGGGAAAGGGGCGAGCGCCCCCGGCUCCUCGAGUCCGGCGCGCCAUGGCGGGCGCCGGGCGAGUACGCAGCCCAGCGGCCGCGGGCUAGCCGAGCCGGGAGGCCACUGUUGGGUCCCUCCUUCCCUCUGCGCCCCAGGCCUCGGAGCCACCGAGAGGAGGAUGAGUCCCUGGAGCUGGUUCCUGAUGCCGACCCUCUGCCUCCUGCCCGCGAGCGCAGCCCCUCCGCACGGCGCGCCCGCCUCCGCCAACUGCAAGCUCAAGGCCCAACAAAAUGAGUUGAAUUCCUUCUUGUGGAGCAUAAAGCGGGACCCACUGUCUUACUUCUCUGGCACGAUCCGUGUCCCGUACACCCGGGUCUGGGACUUCAUCCCGGACACCUCCAAGGAGGCUUUUCAGCAGAGCAGCAUCGUGUACUUUGAGCUGGACCUCAUGGACCUUUACACUAUCUCGGCCCUCACCAGCUGUCAGAUGCUGCCACGAGGUUAGAACCUCCAGGACGUGCUCCCCAGGGACAUUUACGGCCGCCUUAAGCGCCACCUUGAGUACGUCAAGCUCAUGAUGCCCUCGUGGAUGACGCCUGACCAGCAUGGUAAGGGUCUCUACGCAGACUACCUGCCAUCUGCCCAGACUUACAGUCUGAUUUGCGUCAUCUUUGCUUUAAACCAGCCCCUCCUGCAGCAGGAGAGCCUGUGAGCGGGCAGCCUUCAGAUCCCCUAUACAACAGAGGACCUCAUCAAACACUAUAACUGCGGGGACCUCAGUUCCAUCAUCUGCAGCCAUGACAGCUCCCAGGUUCCCGAUUUUAUUAAUGCCACGCUACCACCUGCGGAGCGCAUCGCUGCUCAGGAGAUCGACAGCUACUUCCGCCGGGAGCUUAUCUACAAGCGGAACAAGAGAAUGGGGAAGCGGGUGAAGGCCCUUUUGGAGGAGUUCCCUGUCUUUGGAGCCGGGCAUUUCAUGGGCAACAACACGGUUCUUGAUGUUCUGCGGCACGAAGGCUAUGAGGUAGAACACGCCCCCGCUGGACGACCCAUCAACAAAGAAAAGACCAGAAACCCGUUGUCACAGCCCGCCCCCUCUGCCGUCUUGGCUCCGGAAGCGCCCGCCCCGGAAGCUCAGGUACCGGAAGCUGGGUCUGCCGAGCCCCCACUGUUGCCGCUCCACCAGCCUCUGCCCAGAAGUUCCUACCUGGCGGGCGAGGCACGACGAAAGUUCCGGAAGAAGCAGAGGCGGCCGCAGCGGAGGCAGCGGCUCCGGCAGUUCAGCGACCUGUGGGUCCGACUGGAGGAGAGUGCUGGGAUCCCACAGCUCCAGGUCCCCGUUCUGGACAGGCGCAUCUCCGCCAAGCUGCGGCUCCCUCGCCCUGGGCAGUCUCCCCACAGCCAGAUGGUGGUCAGCAGUGCCUGCCUGUCUGUCUGGACACCUAUGUUAUGGGUGCUGGCUUUCCAAACAGAGACAACCCUCCUGUAAUGACCAGAGAAGCCAAGAUCUGACGCCUCGGACUUGAAGGACAGCCAUUUUGUACUCCACACUCUGCUCCGGCCCUGAUAGGCCCAACCCAGGAGAAGAGACUCAAAAUUAAAAAGCCAGCGUUGAUUCUUCUUUUUCCAAGGAAUGACUGGGUUAUCCAGCAAUGCUUGGGGAAGGUGUAUAGUUUUGUAACGUAAUGAGCUGUAUGAAAAUAAUUAAUUGUAAGAAAAUUAUUAAAUACUUCUUUUGUGUA
This is a messenger RNA of Aethalodelphis obliquidens (Pacific white-sided dolphin), 1831 nucleotides long. It is a transcript of the gene TRABD2A, whose product is annotated as TraB domain containing 2A. Gene Ontology annotation, molecular function: metalloendopeptidase activity. The transcript is spliced from 7 exons. Gene Ontology annotation, biological process: negative regulation of Wnt signaling pathway. Lineage: Eukaryota; Metazoa; Chordata; Mammalia; Artiodactyla; Delphinidae. The record is from RefSeq and is a predicted model, not a curated record. Gene Ontology annotation, cellular component: membrane.